Mesorhabditis belari is the source of this 717-nucleotide messenger RNA. The record is from the annotation of a GenBank genome assembly. Lineage: Eukaryota; Metazoa; Nematoda; Chromadorea; Rhabditida; Rhabditidae.
AUGCAACUCUCGAUAUUCAUACUGAUAUCAAUGUUGUCGAUUCUUGUUGAUGGCUGUGCUCCGGAUUUGAGAACGACACGGGAGCCAAGAACAACCCGGAAACAUACUACAAGAGGAACCACUCAACCACCAGCUCAAUUUGCCACUCGAGGAACGGCGAAUCUUGAAAUCAUUCCCACCGUCAUUUUCUCGUACCCCGGAACGGUGGGCAGUCUGCAGAAAUGGGGAAAACAUCAUCGGAUAAAGAGACAAGUGACAGACACGACUACGACAACUACAACAACGAUCGAUCCAAUAACUGAAACCACCGAUUCGUCAACAACUUCUCGGCCCGUUGAACCAGUCACUGGACAGCCUGAUAACCAGCAGGAGGCGCUCGCCGAAAUCACGGAUGCCUUGAAAGCGAAUCUUACUAAUGCCUUAUUAAAACACAAACUCGACGCGAAUGUGAAGAGUGUCGGAUUCACGUUUACCCCCGAUCUACCAAUAGCCGCUACACAAGGAGACUUUUGUGAUACGGCGAAAACGAAGAUCUGGAAUCUCACGAGUGAGUACAUUUUCUGCGGUUCGGAUCCGUUUUUUGCUGGAGGCAACAUCGUGCUCGAUUUGGAUGCGAGCAUUGAUAAGCUGAAGUUCGAGGAUGUUUUCAGAGAGAUGCUCUUCGAUCUUGAUGGAAAACUUUUUGACAUCUUUGAGACUCCAACUUUUCAAUUCGCU